Messenger RNA from Lottia gigantea (owl limpet), 3701 nucleotides. RefSeq lists its product as hypothetical. NCBI's taxonomy places the organism in Eukaryota, Metazoa, Mollusca, Gastropoda, Lottiidae. The transcript is spliced from 16 exons. Gene Ontology annotation, molecular function: protein binding. The record is from RefSeq and is a predicted model, not a curated record. Gene Ontology annotation, biological process: mitotic cytokinesis. Gene Ontology annotation, cellular component: endosome. Bases 1 to 2436 code for a protein of 811 amino acids.
AUGGCUACCUAUCUAGCAGUACCGUUAAAAAAGACUUAUGAAGUCGAUUUUGCUAAGCCUUUAAGAAGUUUUAUUCAAAAUACUUAUACAUCGGCAGAACCAGAUGAUUAUAAUUCAGCUCUUAGCGAAUUUAAUAAAUUAAGGAAUUUGAUGAUCACAAAAUCAGUGGACAAACACGAAUCUGCAUUGGAGGUUUUGUACCGAUACUAUGAUCAGUUGAUUGCUAUAGAAAAUAAAUUACCUAUCACAGAAAAUCAGAUACGUGUUUUAUUUAAGUGGAAAGAUGCGUUUGACGAAGGCUCUUUAUUUUCUGGAAGAAGAACUCUGGCUAUUGCGUCCGGAGCUUAUGAAAGAGUAUGUAUGUUAUUUAACAUCGCGGCUCUACAGAGUCAAAUUGCUGCCGUACAGAAUAAUGACAGUGAUGAAGGUUUGAAAACAGCUGCUAAAUAUUUCCAGCAAGCAUGUGGUAUCUAUGGUCACCUGAAAGACGUGGUGAUGUCCCACGUUCAACAAGACCCUACCCCCGAUAUUAACCCUGACACAGUUAGUGCCCUUAGCUCCUUAAUGUUAGCCCAGGCACAGGAGGCCUUUUAUAGAAAAGCUACAAAUGAUAAAAUGAAAGACGCCAUGAUUGCUAAACUAGCAUACCAGACGUCAGAACUGUAUGCAGACGCCAUGAAACUUAUGCAGCUCUCCUCUAUAAGAGAUCUCUGGCCUAGGGAUUGGUUAUCAACAGUGGUAAUGAAACAGGCAGCAUUCCACGGUCUAGCUGAAUAUUAUCAGAGUCAGGUGGCAGCUAACGGUAAAAAUUACGGAGAACAAAUUGCUCGGCUGCAGCAUGCCCAAGAGCUACUCAAUGCCUCCCAGACCCGAGGUGGAAUGACGUUUAGUUUCCAGAACGAUGUCAGUCGUGUCAAGAGGGCGUUAGACGCUGCCAAGAAAGACAAUGACUUUAUAUACCAUGAAAAAAUACCAGAAGUGAAAAACCUACCCCAGAUCGGGAAAGCUGUGAUAGCUAAACCUUUGUUUCCUCCAGCCCCAUUCAGUAAAAAUUUCACAGAUUUAUUUGAGAAGUUGGUUCCACUUCAAGUUCACGAGGCCCUGGUAGCGUUUGAGAAUCGUAAAGCCCAGAUAGCUAAUACUGAAAUAGGACGGCUACGUGAGUCUACACAGUUAAUGAAUGGAGUGCUGUCGUCUCUCAAUCUACCAGCUGCUAUAGAAGAUCUAACUGGCCAGGCUGUACCCCAGUCAGUUAUUGAGAAAGGGGAACAGCUACAACAAGUUGGUGGAGUUGAUCAUAUUGUCAAAUUAAUGAAAGAAUUACCAGAACUGCUCUCACGGAACAGACAGAUUCUAGAUGAGUGUGUACGUCUCCUUGACGAUGAAGAAAAAUCCGACAAUCAACUACGUGAACAAUUUAAAGAACGUUGGUCUCGUACGAAAUCAGACGUUUUAACAAAACCCAUGAGAGAAGAGGCCGCUAAAUACGGAGCCAUUCUCAACAAUGCAGUACAGGCAGAUAGAAUCGUACAUGAGAAAUUCGAAAAACAUAAAAAUGCCAUUUCUAUUUUAUCAAAACCUAGGAAUGAAAUGGAGAAAGCAUUGCCGUCUGCUAGUCCAGGAGCUGCUCUUCAAUCUUCACCUGUGGUACAACAACUCAGACAACAUAUGGAGGCAGUGGAAACACUGAAAGCUGAACGAGACGUAGUGGAAACUGAACUGAAAGAAUCCAAGUUUGAUAUGACCAGUAAAUUUAUGGCUGCGUUAGCUGGGGAGGGUCUGAUCAAUGAGGAAGCGUUAUCUACUGCUGAAUUAGAUCGUGUUUAUGCUCCGUUACGUAUGCAGGUUUCUGAUUCCAUCCACCGUCAAGAAACUCUGAUGGCUUUGAUCCAGAACGCCAAUACAGAAUUCUGUAAUGCAAAAUCCUCAAACCAGUCUGCAGCCCAACGUGAAACUAUGUUGAAAGAUCUGGCAUCAGGAUUCGAUAUGUUUAUGGAACUGAAAGGAAAUUUGGAAGAAGGAACCAAGUUUUAUAACGACCUCACUCCAUUACUGGUUAGACUGCAGAGUAAAAUAUCAGACUUCUGCUUCGCGAGAAAGACAGAGAAAGAUGAAUUGAUGAGUGAUCUUCAGAAACAGAUUGUCAACACUCCCGCCCAGCCUCCCCCUGCCACGCCCCAAUAUCAGGGCUAUGGAUCAGGAUGGAACGCGCCCUAUCCCCAGGGACAAGGAUACCCCAUGCCAGCUAUGCCUACAGGAGGAUACAGUACAUACAAUCCUUACAUGUCAUACCCACAGGCACCCCCUCAUCAACAAGGAGGAUACCCAUAUCCACCCCAGGGGUAUCAUCAACAACAGAUGGGCUACCCACAACAAGGGUACCCUCAACAGGGCUACCCUCAACCCCCGUACCCACAUAAUCCACAAUAUCGAUAAACUCUUACCCAAUUUGUCACUUUGAGGAAAAUUUUGUAAAUUUUAAAUAGUCAUUGUAUAUAUUGGAUCUAAUCAAAAAUAUUGGACGCCUUCGGAACACCUUAUGCCACUCUGAGCUUGAGGUUCUCAUGUAUCAAAUGCCUAUUAUAAUGAUAUUAUGUGUAGUAGUGCCCAAGGGGAGUGUAUCAGGUUUAAAAUAAACAGGUAUUCUGACUAAAACAUGUCUCCUAAAUGACUAUAUUAUAUAAAUUAUAUUUUGAAUAAUGACAAAUAAAUUUUCUGUUUUUGAUUUUAUAUUCAUGUCAAAAGAAAGUAAUCCUUCACUUGGUGUCUGCCGGGUAUUGACUAUGGGGGAUAUAGCCCCACCCCCCUCCAUAAUGAAUGAAAUUCUGGACCAUUAAGUGCUAUAAUAACAAGGCCUAUAAUACUAUAACCUCUCAGAGCAUAAUGGUUAGAUUAUAGCUGUAUAGUGUUUGUGUUUUGUUCUAUUAAAUUAUGCAACAUUGUUUUAAUUAGUAACACCAAGUUAUUUUUCACUGAUUAUUUGUAAACAUUGUGUUAUUGUGUUUGUUUAUAGUUAAAUUUGUGUGUGUAUUAUAAAUAGGUAUGUAUUAUAUUCACAAAUGUACAGUAUACGAAUUGUAGUUUAUGUUUAAUGCUAUAUAUGUUUCUUAAAAAAUACUUUUACAGUUUGACAUAGUUUGCUUGACAAUAAUUGAUUUUAAUGCCAGAAAGGAAAAGUAAAAAAUAAUGAAAAAUGCUCUUUUUUGUCAUUUUAAGUGUCUAAACAUCCAAACCUAACACAAUACCAAUCUGACUGCUCUGUUAGAUAGAUUUACGCGACAUGAAACCCUUGUCCACACAAUGAGCAGGGUAUUCUUCACAAAUCCUGGUACGAUUCAAAACAAAAACAGAACAGUCCAACUUACAUUAAGGUUUAAUUAAACACUGUAAGUUUAAUAUGUAUAGUUUCUAUUACUAUUCAUUCUACCUAUAAAUAAACUGGAUGAUUGUGUUUAUGUUUAGAAUCAGUCCAAGUUGUAUAUUAUUACUAUAAGUUCAAUAAGGUAGUGAUCUAUAUAGGUCAAUGUAUUUUGUUUCAACUCAGUCAAAUUGACUCUAGCUUAUGUUAAUGUAUAUUAUAUUUAUGUCUUUUCAUUUUUUUUUUUAUUUGUGAUGUAAUCAUCUUCUUGUUAUUUCUAAGACUAUUAAUACCAGCUUUUUGUCAAAUUUCUGUGGAAUAAAAUACUUAUUUUAUGGUUAAA